UUUGGUAUGUAGGUGUUGCAGACUUGUCUUACUAAGAUAUAGGCCGCAGCCACAGUGAUGAUGGUUCAUUCUCUUUCUCUGAUUUUUCUGCUCAUGAUGCUGGCUCAGCUCAUGAUGGAAUACAACACAAUGGAAAACAGCAUGACUCCUACUGUUGCAGACAUUCGAAACAAUAGCCCAAAGACGGUCUUGGUUUCUAGCAGUCCAUCUGAUGGAAUACCUGAAGGUGGUUCAGUGACUCUGACCUGCAGCAGUGACGCAAACCCACCUGUGGAGAGCUACACCUGGUUUAAGAGAUGUGGAACUGAAGAUUUACAAGUAUGGACCGGUCAGAGUUACAGCAUAAAAAAUAUCAGCAUUGAAGACAGUUACAAAUACAAGUGCAGGGCAUCCAACCAGCAUGGAUCUGCGUUCUCAGAGUACACGCCACUGGAUAUUUUAUAUAGCCCAAAGAAGGUCUUGGUGUCUAGCAGACCAUCUGAAAUACCUGAGGGAGGUUCAGUGGCUCUGACCUGCAGCAGUGAAGCAAACCCACCUGUGGAGAACUACACCUGGUUUAAGAGAUCAGGAACUGAAGAUUUACAAAUAGGGAACGGUCAGAGUUACAGCAUCACACAUAUCAGCAGUGACGACAGUUACAAAUACAAGUGCAGGGCAUCCAACCAGCACGGAUCUGCAUUCUCAGAGUACACACCACUUGAUAUUUUAUACUCUCCGCAAAAGAUGUCAGUGUCAGUGACCCUGAAAUGCAACACUGAUGCUAACCCACCUGUGAUGGACUACGUCUGGUAUAAAAAAGGUGAAAGUGAACCUGUGGCGUAUGGGCAGACUUACAGCUUCGCAAGUAUCACUAAAGAGGACAGUGCGCCAUUCUACUGUAAGACUAGAAACAGAAUUGGCCAUGACUAUGCAUAUCCUGUACCAGUCACAUGUACAGAGGAGUGUUCUAAAGCAGGUGCUGGCAUCGGUGGAUUCUGUGGAGGGUUCAUUGCAGCCAUUCUCUUCACCGUUAUGUGGAUAAGGAGGAAGAAUCAGACAACAAGUGGAAAUGAUAACAGUAAUGGUGAACGCAGGAGGAAGAAGCAGAAGGAGACAGCAAUUGAAGAUGUUUAUGAGAAUGUUGAAGACAUAUACACAGCUCUUAAUCUGAAGACCAAGACCUCAGAUGAUGUGUAUGGAGAACUAACAACUGAGAGCAGUCUUCAUUGUGCUAGGACUCAGGUGUAGAUCUUCAGAGCAACCUCUUCUGACUCCAACUCUGUAGAAUCAUCACCAGAACCAUCGUGGUGGAUACAAACCACAUAACAGAUUGGAUCUACAAAGGAGGAAUAAGAGAAAAACACAGCGAUGUUACUGUUAAUGCUUAUGUUUAUACAUAGUCUUUCUUAUAAAGCAUACAAGUUCCACAUUUACCUGCUAAAGCUUUGCAACGUCCUAUUUGACUUAAGUGGCAAUAAUCAUUAUUACAUACCUUAGCCUUAUCGGUCCUUUCUGUUUUCAUACAUUAAUGUUUUCUCAAUGAUAAAACCCAGCAUGCAUUAUGCCAAUACUUAAUACAACCUUCAAGAAACCUCAUCCAGAAGAGCAGACGGAGGGUUCCUAGUCUUAAA
Messenger RNA from Colossoma macropomum (tambaqui), 1610 nucleotides. RefSeq names its product B-cell receptor CD22-like. The transcript has 12 exons. Bases 58 to 1227 code for a protein of 389 amino acids. Lineage: Eukaryota; Metazoa; Chordata; Actinopteri; Characiformes; Serrasalmidae. The record is from RefSeq and is a predicted model, not a curated record.